UAAAUGUUUGAUUAGUUCUUCUCUAAUCAUCCCAUUCUAAAACUUGAAUUUGAAGCAUCUAAUUACGUUUAGGGGUCGAUCAAAUUAUGCCUUCUAGCAGUGGUCGUAAUGGAGCGAUGAGUACCGAUAUAACCUCGACAGUAAAGAAGUUAAAUCAUAACGCAAGCGAACGAGAUCGUCGUAAGAAACUCAACAAUUUAUACUCAUCACUUCGUUCUCUACUUCCUGGCUCCGACCACACGAAGAAACUAAGUAUUCCGGUGACUGUUUCUAAAGUGGUGAAAUACAUUCCGGACUUGCAAAAACAAGUAGAUAAAUUGAUACAAGGGAAAGAAGAGAUUUUAACGAGCAUUUCGAAGCAGCAAACAGCUGGUGGAGGAGAUCGUCUUAGAGAUAGUAAGUCGAGAAAAGUGUUAGCCGUGAAAAAGCAAUCUUUACCAACUGUAUCAGCAAACAGAGUAGAUGACAGGGAAGUUGUAAUUCAGAUUUGUUCGUUAAAGGUUAACAUACCUUUAUUAUCUGAGGUUUUGCUAAAUUUGGAAAGGGAAGACUUUCGGGUCCUUAAUGCUUCAGCUUUUGACUCUAGUGGUGAUCGGGUUUUCUACAAUCUCCAUCUUCAGCUCUUAAGUUGAUGUGAACUGUGGAGGUGGAGGAGUACAAGAAAGAAAAAUGGGCGCAGAAAGACUGAAGGAUUUAUGUACAUAAACUAAGUUAUCGAAAAUACCCUGGAGUCAUGAAUACGUGUAGCAUACCCUGGAGCCAAUCUCACAUUCUUUGCCACGACUAUUUUUUCCAAUUUGAAUAUGCCACGAUUACUUGACCACAACCUAUUUAGUCAGGUAUUUUGAAGGUUCCAGUAAGGUAAUCCAUCCAACCUUAUAGGACCGUUAUAUGCAAAAAUGUCGUGCCAGCCCCACCACCACAAUCCCAAUACCACCGCCACAAAAAUGCUGUGCCAUCAUGGCACGGGUUAUCCACGUACUCAGCCAUGGACAACUCUAUAUUACACAGUCCAGAUGCAUAAACAUCGGUAAGGUCCAUGUGUUACUUCCAAAGAACAAUACUAGAUACGAAACAACGAAUAUUGUAUAUCCAGAAGUCAUGUUAUAAAUUUAUUUUCAAAAUGUGAUUCUAUUGCUCUUAUACGUUAUUAGCGGUGUUUAUUCUUGGCUAAUUUGAUGUUUAAUUUGUGCUAAUUAUAUUAUUUAUUUUUGGAGGAAUACUUGGAACUGAGAAGAUUAUUAUUUUUGUUCCUUGCCAAUGCAUAGAUUACAUUGGCGCAUAAUUAUAGACUAAUUAAAGAAAAUGUACAUAUAGAUUAACAUAAAGAAUAUAGUUUUACAAAUAAACUCAGCUUCAGAUAGAUCACUAGCAGCACCCCUUAUGUCCUCGGGUAAUCCACUAGUUUGACUUAAAGAAAAAAAAGAUUUGACAGGAAGGAGAAUUAUAUUAAAGACUUGGAGAAUAUACAAAGUCUAC
Papaver somniferum (opium poppy) is the source of this 1479-nucleotide messenger RNA. Its product is annotated as transcription factor ORG2-like. Gene Ontology annotation, molecular function: protein dimerization activity; RNA polymerase II transcription regulatory region sequence-specific DNA binding; DNA-binding transcription factor activity, RNA polymerase II-specific. Gene Ontology annotation, cellular component: RNA polymerase II transcription regulator complex. The record is from RefSeq and is a predicted model, not a curated record. NCBI's taxonomy places the organism in Eukaryota, Viridiplantae, Streptophyta, Magnoliopsida, Ranunculales, Papaveraceae. The transcript is spliced from 3 exons. The coding region runs from base 87 to 632 and encodes 181 amino acids. Gene Ontology annotation, biological process: regulation of transcription by RNA polymerase II.